UCGCCUCAGUCUCGAGCGCGAGCUGGCAGCCAAGCGUACGCACUCAGGGAUUAGUGGCCGCCAUCGACGGUGCUUAGGUUCCUCUGGGCUCGUCUGCGCCACUCGCUCGCCACACACUCCGCCGUCAUAAGCCGCCAUCAUGGUAAAGCUCGCAAAGGCCGGUAAAAAUCAAGGUGACUCCAAGAAAAUGGCUCCUCCCCCAAAGGAGGUAGAAGAAGAUAGUGAAGAUGAGGAAAUGUCAGAAGAUGAAGACGAUGAGAGCAGUGGAGAAGAGGUUGUUAUCCCUCAGAAAAAAGGCAAGAAGACUACCACAACUCCAGCAAAGAAGAUGGUGGUUUCCCCAACUAAAAAGAUUGCAGUUGCCACACCAGCAAAGAAAGCAGUUGUCACCCCUGGCCAAAAGGCAGCAGCUAUGCCAGCCAAGAAGACAGUUACACCUGCCAAAGCAGUGGUAACACCUGGCAAAAAGGGAGCCACCCCAGGCAAAGCAUUGGUAGCAACCUCUGGUAAGAAGGGAGCAGCCACCCCAGGCAAGGGAGCAAAGAACGGCAAGAAUGCCAAGAAGGAAGACAGUGAUGAAGAAGAUGAAGGUGACAGUGAAGAGGAUGACGAUGACGAAGAGGAGGAGGACGAUGAGGAGGAGGAGGAGGAGGAGGAAGAGGAGGAAGAGGAGGAAGAGGAAGAAGAGGAAGAAGAGCCUGUCAAAGAAGCACCUGGAAAAUGAAAGAAGGAAAUGGCCAAACAAACAGCAGCUCCUGAAGCCAAGAAACAAAAAAUGGAAGGCACAGAACCAACUACGUCUUUCAAUCUCUUUAUUGGAAACCUGAACUUCAAUAAAUCUGCUCCUGAGUUGAAAACGGGUAUCAGUGAUAAAAAUGAUCUUGCUGUUGUUGAUGUCAGAAUUGGUGUGUCUAGGAAGUUUGGCUAUGUGGAUUUUGAAUCUGCUGAAGACCUGGAAAAAGCCUUGGAACUCACUGGUUUAAAAGUCUUUGGCAAUGAAAUUAAACUAGAAAAACCAAAGGGAAAAGACAGUAAGAAAUAUCGAGAUGCAAGAACCCUUUUGGCUAAAAAUCUGCCUUACAAAGUUACUCAGGAUGAAUUAAAAGAAGUGUUUGAAGAUGCUGUGGAGAUCAGAUUAGUCAGCAAGGAUGGAAAGAGUAAAGGGAUUGCUUAUGUUGAAUUUAAGACAGAAGCUGAUGCAGAAAAAACCUUGGAAGAAAAGCAGGGAACAGAGAUAGAUGGGCGAUCCAUUUCUCUGUACUACACUGGAGAGAAAGGCCAAAGUCAAGACCAUAGAGGUGGAAAGAAUAGCACUUGGAGUGGUGAAUCAAAAACCCUGGUUUUAAGCAACCUCUCCUAUAGUAAAACAGAAGAAACACUUCAGGAAGUGUUUGAGAAGGCAACUCAUAUCAAGGUGCCCCAGAACCAAAAUGGCAAAUCUAAAGGGUAUGCAUUUAUAGAAUUUGCUUCAUUUGAAGAUGCUAAAGAAGCUUUAAAUUCAUGUAAUAAAAGGGAAAUUGAGGGCAGAGCCAUCAGAUUGGAGUUGCAAGGACCCAGGGGAUCACCUAAUGCAAGAAGCCAGCCAUCCAAGACUCUCUUUGUCAAAGGUCUCUCUGAGGAUACCACAGAAGAGACGUUAAAGGAGUCCUUUGAUGGCUCUAUUCGAGCAAGGAUAGUCACUGACCGGGAGACUGGAUCCUCCAAAGGGUUUGGUUUUGUAGACUUUUACAGCGAGGAAGAUGCCAAAGCUGCCAAGGAGGCCAUGGAAGAUGGUGAAAUUGAUGGAAACAAAGUCACUUUGGACUGGGCCAAACCUAAGGGUGAAGGUGGCUUUGGUGGCCGAGGAGGAGGCAGAGGUGGCUUUGGAGGCCGAGGUGGUGGCAGAGGUGGCCGAGGUGGCUUUGGUGGCAGAGGCCAGGGAGGCUUUGGAGGGCGAGGAGGCUUCCGAGGAGGCAGAGGAGGAGGAGGAGACCACAAGCCACAAGGAAAGAAGAUGAAGUUUGAAUAGUUUCUUCUAUCCCUGUCUCUCCCUCUUCCAUUUGAAAGAAAAGGACUCUGGGGUUUUUGCUCUGUUACCUGAUCAAUGACAGAGCCUUCUGAGGACAUUCCGAGACAGUAUACAGCCCUGUGGUCUACUUGGAAAUCCGUAUAGAUAACAUUUCAAGGGAGAUAACCCUGUUGGUGUUGACUGGAUAUUCGUAUAAACUUUUUAAAAGAGAUGAGUGAUAGAGC
This is a messenger RNA of Capra hircus (goat), 2232 nucleotides long. RefSeq names its product nucleolin. Gene Ontology annotation, molecular function: RNA binding. Lineage: Eukaryota; Metazoa; Chordata; Mammalia; Artiodactyla; Bovidae. The record is from RefSeq and is a predicted model, not a curated record. The transcript has a single exon.